UAAACUUGAAAGUAAUUUAUUAUAGUAAUAGCUUGUUAUUAUUAAUAUAUAUGUCAGAGCUGUAACCAAACCCAACAUUUUUUAAAAACAGCAAAAAAUGGAAAUACAUAUGAUUAUGAUUUGAGAACUCAUUUUGAAACUUUAAAAAAAAAAACCUUUUAUUUGAGGUUGGAAUCAGAUUACGACUAUCUUCCUAUAUUUCCACCCACCUCCUCUCUUGCUCUUCUGUCUUUAUUGCUUCAUUUACGUACAUCAAUUCUAGCUGCUUGUUCCUUUGAUAUUUUUAUGAGUCAUUUCCUUACUGCUCUUGAGAAAAGAGACUACUACCUUAUAAGAGACUCCUUCUGCCUGUUGAGCUAUAUCUCAAAGAUCCUUAAUGAAUGAAUGAGUCGAUCCAUUUAUAAAAAAAAAAAUAGCGAAACUAAUAAGUGAGCUUAGUAAAUUUUAAGCAAAGCAACUUAGGCUAAAAAGACCACCGAUUUAUUUCCAAAUCCUUUUUUGUUCCAUUUUUGUAAAUAAGAAGAGCUUUGAAAAUGAGUUUUAUUUUUUUAUUUUUAUUUUACUUUUUAUUUUUAGAUAAGAGAUUUAGCUAUCCAAAUUAUUGUGUGCCCAUUCCCCUAAAAACUCCUUUUGUUUAUGUUAGGUUUUGUUUUUAGUGCUUGUCAUGUUAAACGAUUCAUUCCCACAGUGAUAGACCUGGGUGUCUCAUUUGUUAAUCUUGUUACAGUUGUUGGGCUCUUAUCAAGAAUUUCAUGAAUUCCUCUCAGUUUCAGCUCCUAACUGCUAUGCUUCUUCCCAGGUUGUCCCCCUCCCUUCUUUCUCCUCUGCAGUCCUAUCUACGUGUUGCAAUGCAGAACAAUUAGAAAUUCUUAGUGAGCAUUUUUGCCCAAUUUUUGGCCUGAACCCUUGGACAGCAUUUGGAUUAAGUUCACUGGCCAGGAUCCUGGGCAGCGAGACCAAAUAUCGAGACCAGGAAUUGUUUGUGGCUAAUCUAAAAUGCUGGUCUUUUAACUUUUUGCAUGUCUCUUGCUUGAGAUUAAGGCAUGGGGUGAGAUGUAUCGUUCAUAGCUCACCCUCUUAUGUACACACGGACCACCUCCCCUAAGUGGCCAGAGUGAAUAAGGGGUUGCCUGUCUUCGCAAAAAGGGAACAUCAAAAGAUCCUUCUCCCUAAGAGCCAGAUUUUAGGACUUUUGCCUGACCUGUGUGGCUAUAGGACACUCAAGUUUGUAACACAGUCUGUGCUACAGUAUGUCUCCUUCAGAGACAGACUUUGGAGUCAAGUCAGUGGUUUGAAAUCUUAGCUGCAUCACAUUGUAAAGCACCUAGCAUUCAGUAACUAUUUAAUAAACAUUAACUUUGUUUCAUUUGCAUCAUCUCAUUUUGUUGGGGGAAAGGAUGUCCUGCGCUAAUCCCAUACAGGAUUUGUGGACUCCACCCCCACUCCAGACCAAAGCCAUCAGGACAUUGGGAAAGACAAAUCCCGUCACCACCAAAGGGAAGGUGUCUGGGACCUGAGGGUGGAGUUAAGCAGCCAGGUUGGGUAUAAAAACCAAACACGUGGGCCUUGGGGUCUCUUGCUCUGUCGCUCGCCUCCUGGCUUCACGGCUCCUGGCUUGCGGCCAGCUUCAGAGUGCCAUUUGGGGUUCCUGAUCAGCGCAUCAGCUUAAGGUGACUGGAAUCCAGCCCUGCAGCGCCAUAAACCAACACUCACCAUUCCUAGUCCAGUCCACAGUCCGGACCUGCCCAGGGUGGGUUUUUCCCUGCAGCUCUCCUUCUGCCCUAGCAAUUCACCGACCCACCGUGUGCAAGGGAAGAGCCAGGCCGCUCCCUGGGCAUCAUGGUCUACCUGCUGGCCUCCGAAGUUCGGCAGCUGCUGCACAACAAGUUCGUGGUCAUCUUGGGGGACUCGGUCCAGAGAGCUGUGUACAAGGACCUGGUGCUCCUGUUGCAGAAGGACUGCCUGCUUACUCCCAGUCAGCUCAGGGCCAAGGGAGAGAUGAGCUUCGAACACGAUGAGCUGGUGACUGGGGGCCAGUGGGGCCCCAUGCACAAUGGCACCAACUACCGCGAGGUGCGCCAGUACCAUUCCGACCACCACCUGGUGCGCUUCUACUUCCUCACGCGCGUGUACUCGGACUACCUCAAGGAUGUCCUGCGAGACCUGGCGUCGGGUGAGCACAUCCCGGACGUGGUCGUCAUGAAUUCGUGCCUCUGGGACCUCAACCGGUAUGGGCCAAACGCCUGGGAGAGCUACCAGACGAACCUGGCGGCCCUGUUCAGCCACCUGCGACAGGUGCUACCCACGUCGUGCCUCCUGGUGUGGAACACGGCCAUGCCCAUCGGCCAGAAAAUCAAGGGGAGUUUCCUGCCCACUCAGGCCUCUACCGAGUCCCAGAAAGCCAGAGUGAUGGAAGCCAACUUCUACAGCUGCGUUGAGGCGGAUAAGCACCACCUGGACGUGCUGGACUUGCAUUUUCACUUCCGCCGCGCCGAGCAGCACCGGCAGGGAGACGGGGUGCACUGGGAUGAGCGCGCCCACCGACACCUCUCCCAGCUGCUGCUGGCCCACGUGGCCGACGCCUGGGGCGUGGACCUGCCCCGCCGCGACAGCGUGGGCAAGUGCAUCAAGAGUGGCCCUGCGAGGGAGAGGCCUAGACAGCGGGCGGAGAGGCAGCCGCAAGCCAGCAGCAGUGAACUGACGGUCCCUCUGUCCCUACCCUUGCCGCUUCAAAUGCGCCCGCCCCUGCUUCCGCUCCCACCCACAUCUCCCUGCUUACUGCUGCGCCCCCUCCUGACCCCACAGCCGCACCCCGGGCCCUUUCCCCAGCAGGUGCCCCAAUUUCUGCCCUGUCCCCAAGAUGCCUAUUUCUCCUCAGACCAUCCAUUCCAGUCUGAUCAAUUCUCAGACUAUUUCCAUUCAGAUGUCCCCUUGUCUUCCCAGACUGAACUGGACUUUGUGUUUGACCCCCAACCCCCUCUUAUCCCCCUCCCCACACCCUGUUAUCAGCAACGGGCCCCUGUGGUUCAUAGGGGUUUUCGUGGGUUUCCACCCCGGGGCCCCUACACACCCUGGAGACAGCGGCCCAGACCUUUCAAGAGAAAGACCCCAGCGUGCCCAGAGCCAAGGCCUCAGUGAGGUGGACUUAAGCCUUUUUUCUCCUUGUGGUCAUGGGGUGGACAGAUCACUGAGGCCUUGUUAACUUAAUUGUUUGGCCCAACUUGGACUUUUUUGUUUAUUCUAUUACCAGUGAAGGGAGGCCAGAACAAUCUGACUCAUUCUUGGGGCCUCUGGCUCCUCUGGGGGUGACCAACAUAAUUCCUGCCUCCCUAUGCCUUAUUCUCUUUUAGUAAAUGUAAACUUGAAAUAAAGAAUUUGUUUCACAAAGGCAGUUGUGGGUUUAUGUGUGUCUCUAUUCAGUGCUGCCUCUCCUUUCCGUUGAGCAGUUCUGCCAGAGCAAAGACAGGAAUGGUCCGGGCAGCCACUUGAUGAACUUUUCCACAUGGUCUGUCUGACAUAAAUCUAAGGAUUUUGAGAAAAUGGAGUUGAUUGCUUACAAAUAAAAGAACAUUAAUCUUUUGUGAUCAUAUUUACCGGAGAUUUUAGGAAUCCUUGAAUUUUAGAACUGGGAAAGCUAAAGAUAACAAAAUUUAACAUUUACAAACAAGAAAACUAAGGCCAAGAGAACUGAGUGACUUGUUCUGGGUCACACAGAAAAUUCUCCACUUGUCUUCCUGGUCUAUACUAGUCUCUAAUUUAUAUUAACAUUCAAGCCACAGGACUGAUUUACACCAUAGCAAAUCUCAAACCAGGAAGGGAAGUUUACCAAACAUGAUCGUUCUAUGCAGGUCAUGGUGAAAAAUCCCUAUAAUUGUAUAACCAGAAGUUUAUUGGCCUAAUUGUCACUAAUAUCUUGAAUAGUCUUGAGUUUUGCACUUGAGAAAAUUAGAGAAAACUAAUUGUCAUUAAAACUAACUUACUGCAUCAAUGACAAUGUGAGUGGCCAUUGUAGAAUAAAACCGAGCUGGAAGGCAUUAGCCAGAACUCAGUUCCAGAAUGGGCCACGGCCAUCUCUUCUGUUUGGUAGGAAUGUUAACAUCAGGGAGAUUUUAAAUGUUAGGCCCUUGCUAAUGAGUCCCAAGGCAAGUUAGGGUUAAAAGUAGGCAGCUUCAGGGCCAGUGUAGGCAGGGACUUCAGGAGAAUUAAGGGAGGCCUAUGAGACAAGGGCAGAGAAAUUCAGGAGGGCUAAUGAGGGCAGUAAAUUUUACGGUUAAUUCUGAGACUAAUUGGGGCAGUACAUUUUAGGAGACCUUGGCCAGGGUUCGGAAAAAGAGGAACUCCAAGAUAAGAGCUGGGAAAAUGGGCACAUCUGCCUGUAGGAGUAUAGCCACAAAGAGCCAAUCACAAACUAGGAUGAUGAGAUUUUAGAACAGAGGGAAAAAAAAGGUUUAAAUGCCCCUAGACACAGGCCCACAACGGCUUUCUUGCCCCUUCCAAGUACAGUGUACCUGGGAGUCCUUACAGUCUUCCUUUAAAUAAACUUUACUUUCUUAAACAAAGUUUGUUUCUCUCAGCUUACUUAUCUAACAUGUCUGCGAAUUCCUUUUUAUGGCUUUGUGGGACAAGAACCUGUGGUGGUUCAAGGACUAAAUAAACAGGGCACACUGGCAUCACUAGUACUUUGAUACAAUAUGAUAUGAGUAAAAUUGUCCAAAUAAUAUGAUUUUUCAAUGAAUUGAUUUGACUGGUUACUAGGUCCUCAUCUGGUCCAUCCCAAAAUUUAAAAUGAGGGUAAAGAAAUGCUAUCCUGCUAAAAUGAAGUUGGUGAACUCAAAAGAAAUGAAUCAGCUGUUUACAGAAGAAAUACACUGCAACUUUAAAUCCACUAAAACACUAAAAUUCCUGAAGGGUAAAGCUUGUAUUGUAUUUAUCUUUGAGCCUCCUCAAUCCUGGUGAAAUGUCUAGCACUUACUAAGUACUGAGUUAUGUUUCUUGAAUGACUCAGUGAAUGAAGAGGUGGCAUAUAAAUGUGUUUCUAAGUCUCUAAGGAGAUACUAUAAAUUGGGUAAAAAUAUAAAUUCUAGAAACCAUGCAAAUCGAUAUUUAAUCUUUUUGGCCCAUCUGAAGUCCUUGCCAAAACAGCCUGGUGAUGACCUUUGGACUAUAGAAAGAUGGUGCCUACAAGUCAAAAUUUGCAGAAUGUUCCAGAAUAGUCAGGAGAGAGGGGAACUUGACCAAUGGAAAUGUUCCACUCCCACAGAGGAGAUGAGUGCAUCGGGCUGUGAGAUUUGGUAACAUUAGCCAGUUGCCUCCAUGCUGGCUAUACACUUCUAAGGACAAUCAAGCAGCAUUAGCUGAUGAUCUAAGUAAGCUGACACAUUAGUAUUUCUAUGAAUAUCCUAAUAAAUAGGUGUUGUACUUUAUAGCUCUUGUAAAUUAGGUUGAUAUAUAUUAAUCCUUGAUCUAAUCACACCUGAUGAACCAAGGAGAAUGAGUUCUUAGAUACAUAGCGCUGAGGACUUGACAUUAAGUCUGAUAAAUCCAUGAUACUAUGGAUUAAAUUGCACCAAUCAUUUAACAGUCCUAUUUCUCUCAGAUGACAGGAGAGCAGGAAGACUCAGAAAGGGACAUUUCCUUCCCAGGUGCAUUAAUUUCCCGUUGGGCUGUAAAAAAUACCACCAGCUUGGUAGUUUAAAACAACAUAUAUUUAUUUUCUAACACUUCUGGAGUAAAAAGUUUAAAAUCCAUUACCCCAGAGAAAAAUCCUACUGUCCUACAUGAGCAGGUUUUUGCCUGCCCUCACAGCGUUAUCUUCCAGAACUCUCUUCAUUGCUCUUGAUGCAUUCAAACUGACAGGACUAGUAUUGCUCAUACAUGCCAAGCUCUUUUAUGACUUGGGUCUUUGUACUUGCCAUUCUUUUUGCCUAGAAUAUUCUACAUCAACUAUUUUCCCAUUCUUAAAUAUCCAACUAUUCAUCCUACUGUGCAAUCCUACUGCCCUCGCCUCCUAAAAGGCCUAUAACCACUUAAUCUCAAAGUACUGCUAGGAUCUAUUAAGCAUUUUUUUUUUGAAAAUUUUAUUUGUUUAUACAAGAGCUGGGGUACAGGCCAGAGGUGUGGGAGGGUGAGAGGAUUCACCAGAGAAUGAGAGGGGAGCAGAACAGGUAGAUGGACCGAAAAGCACUGCUGAGGGGAGCAGGGGGCGAGACAGGAGAGGUCUGCUGCACCAUGCUGGCCAGGAAUUGAACCAGAGCUGCAGAGGCUGCGGACAACUUCACAGCGCCAUGGUCAACCCGCUCCACUCCCACCAGGGAGGCCCCUGUUAAGCAUUUUUUAUUUCCUUUGUUUUGCUUACCCCACCCUGCUGUGGCUUCAGUAGUUCCCUGUUAGCCUCUC
Molecule: messenger RNA, 6396 nt
Organism: Talpa occidentalis (Iberian mole)
Lineage: Eukaryota; Metazoa; Chordata; Mammalia; Eulipotyphla; Talpidae
Gene: PCED1B
Product: PC-esterase domain containing 1B
Exons: 2
Coding region: 1840-3138 (432 amino acids)
Source: RefSeq, a predicted model, not a curated record